This is a messenger RNA of Schistocerca cancellata (South American locust), 2296 nucleotides long. RefSeq names its product BRISC and BRCA1-A complex member 2-like. The record is from RefSeq and is a predicted model, not a curated record. Lineage: Eukaryota; Metazoa; Arthropoda; Insecta; Orthoptera; Acrididae. The transcript is spliced from 4 exons. The coding region runs from base 192 to 1343 and encodes 383 amino acids. Gene Ontology annotation, cellular component: BRCA1-A complex; BRISC complex. Gene Ontology annotation, biological process: double-strand break repair.
AACAAUGAGAGUGUUGUUGAUUUGUUUAAAAUGUGAAGUGGGGAACUAUUAUUGCGUGUGUAGAUAAAGUGGACACAGUGAGAAAAUGUAUAGAGAUAAGUAACUUCGAAAACUUCGUUUCCAGCACUAUGUUGGUGUACUUUCACAACUGUGUUGGUGUACUGUGUUGACAAUUGUAUUAGUAAAUUAAAAUGGGUGAAAAUAUUCUGCAGCAUUUCCACCCUGAUAUUCAGCCAUUAAUCAAAGUCGUACUCAGUGAAAAAGUUGGUAUUGGCUCAGGCAAUAUCAAAAUUAGUGGCAUAUCAUCUGGAAGACCAACAGACAGUGCUGAAGGUAAUGCUGACCGCUUCAAGCUUGUUAUACCUUAUGCAGGGCAAAAAAUUACAUGGAAUGUGGUAUUCAAUAGCCAGAAACCUCAUUUUGCACCAGAUUUUUGUUUUGAUGAAGACUCCUUCUUGGCUGACCCUGACAUUGAGUUUCUGGAAGAAUCAUUACCAAGUCUCGCAGCUUGGAAUGUGCGUGAUCCCAGAGCAUUACUUAAUGUCAUCUCAGAACUCCUAGAAGUUUACAGGAAACAUCAGGUUGAACUCUUGGAGCAUGCAGACAGAUCUCGACUGCACUUUGAGUAUUCAUCUUUGAUUUGCCAGGCAGAAGUUGCUGAGGGAGAUGUAGAGGUGCUGGUUGGAAGUGGUAGACAGCGAGCUUCAAGUUUCCUGAUACGCCUCCAGGUGGAUUUCUCAGCAAUUCCACAGCCCCUUGGGAAUACUGGUGAGCCCACUGCUACUUUGACCGUGACAUUCCACUCUCCUACUGAAGGAGGUCGCAUCACUCCGCAGCUGCUGCUGUCACUACAGGCUGAGGCAGCACUUGAGGGUGUUGGAGGUAGUGGAAUGUCAUUACCCCCAUUUCCACCUGGUGGUAGUUGCUUGAUGGACUAUGUUCCUGUGGUAACGGCACGCUUACAGGACCGAAUUGAUGCUGCCGCUGCCGCCCAUGACAGAAGGAGAGAACUUAUUACUGCUCUUUUUCAUCAUUUUGGUAAUGGUGUCUUGGAAUAUGAUGGCAUUGGCUUUACCAGAGCUUCCUUUUUACUUGAAUGGAGAGAUUUUUAUUUCAUUUUGCACUUCACAUUGCCUCCUGGAUUUCCCCGUGAAAAACCUGUUGUUAUGUUCCAGUCAGUAUAUCACGCAGCAGAUGGGAAGCCUUAUCGAUAUAGAUUUGAAGACUUCCCCUACAAUCCCCGCACUGAGGUAAAAAAAAUGGCUGAAAAACUUAUUGCCACUGUUAUAGAAUAUGUGGAAGUCUUUCAGAAAAAUUCAAUUCAGAGCUCUCUAAAUUUGUGAUUUAUUUAUCUGGAAUUGAGCUUUUUGUAGUAUGCUAUUUUAGCUGUUGUGUAAUUUAGAACAAAAUAAGAUAUAUUUGUAACUGUCUAUGAAGUUGAAUAUUUUUUUACAUGUAUUCAGAAUAUAUGCUGAUCAGAACAUUUGUCAACAUGCAGGGUGUUCAGAAGUGAUGGUUAAUAUUCAGGGAUGUGACAGGAACAAUCAUUCGAAACAAAAAAAGUCAAGUAUAUGAAUAAUAAUAAUAAUAAUAAUAAUAAUAAUAAUAAUAAUAAUAAUUUGAAACAAGUAAAUACGGGAUCUGAAAUGCAUGCCUUAAGAGCUACGAGCAAUUCUUGGUUUUUGAUACUGUGAAACUGACCUCUCCUACUGCAAGCUCUUUCCUUUCCUUUCCAUGUUUUGGGGCAUGGUGGUAUGGACCCAAACAAGAAGGAAAAAAAAGUGUAGUAAACAUGUACUCUAAAAUGCAUACCUUAAAAGUUACGAACACUUGUUCAUUAGAAGAGUUGUUUCAAAGUAGCGAAGAUGAACAAGUGAUCAUAGCUCUAAAGGUGUGCAUUUUUGAGAACACUUUUAUUAGACUUUUUGUCUUGUUUUUGCCCGUACUACCAUUUCCCAAAAAAAUGGAAAGUAAAGAGCUUGCAAUAGAAGAGAUAUGUUUCACAGUAUCAAAGAUCAAGAUGCUCUUAAGGCAUGCAUUUCAGAUCCCGUAUUUACUUGUUUCAAAUUAUUAUUAUUAUUAUUAUUAUUAUUAUUAUUAUUAUUAUUCAUAUCCCUAAAUGUUGACCACUUCUGAAACACUCUGUACACAUAUUUUCACUUACUAGAUCGUUGAGGCACUGAUAUCUUUUUUAUUUUCAUUAGUAUCAAGAUAAUUCUCAUUUGUUGGAACUGUUCAUGUGCAUACAGAUUAUAAUUGUCAAAAAAUACAGAAUUUUGAUUAAAAAUUUACCACU